UUGGCAGGGGAGGAGGGAGGUUGCUUUCGGGGGUACCACAGACCAAAGAAGCUUAUUGGGUGGUGGGAAAGCUUGAAAGCUGGGGCAUGAUGAAUGCAGUGAUGAGUUGCCCCUCACUUGUCUAGCUACAAUUGUACAUUGACACCGCAUGGUGUGGCCAUCCACCGUGCGAUGGCGUGUAUGUGGAUGUGUAAUGCCAAUGGGAUUUGUACAUAAAAGGCGACUCGACUCGACUGCCAAGUUUCUUACGUUUUUUAGUUUGUCUCUUGACCCAGUUCGUUGCAUGUUCUUUCCAUGAAUACAUGUGGGAGCUUUUGUGGUGUGGAUUCCAUCUGCAAUUCCGAUUACGCUCCGAGUCAAGCUCCCCUCCCCUCGCGAUAAGAUAAAUCCAACCCGCCCUUGUUCUUGCCCGCCAACUAUCCCACUCCUUAUCAACAAACCAGAGAAAUAAUAAAAGACAGGAAGACCCGUUUCUCUUAUAUUUUUUUCUGUGGCAUACGGCUUCUCUCCUCUCCUUUCCUCCCCUCAAUCCCUCGUACACAAAUCCUCACGAUGGUAUCCCUUCGAGCAGCGGCGCGAUUGCGUCCUUCCCUUACCCGUAUCGCCCCUCAAUUCUCCCUUCGAGCUCAGCGAGCAUUCACAGCAUCUGCUUUGAAGGCAGCACCAUCUGCAGAGACAUCCUAUAUUACUGGUGAACCGGCUGGGCCAAGAAUCAAGACCGAGAUUCCAGGUCCUGAGAGCAAGAAGGCAAUUAAGGAUUUAGAUACUGUCUUUGAUACUCGAAGUCUGAACAUGCUUGCCGACUACACCAAGAGCAUUGGAAAUUACAUUGCUGAUCCAGAUGGAAAUGUCUUGCUCGAUGUGUAAGUGCUCAAUUUCUUUCUGUAAAGAAUUGUGCUUUGGCUAAUUAUAAAAUAGGUAUGCCCAAAUUGCCUCGAUUCCAGUAGGAUACAACAACCCCGCCCUCCUCAAAGCCGCCCAAACCCCCGAAAUGGCCAGUGCUCUCAUUAAUCGUCCAGCACUUGGAAAUUUCCCUUCCCACGACUGGGCAGAAGUCCUACGAACUGGUAUCCUCACCGUGGCACCAAAGGGACUAGACCAAGUCUUCACCGCAAUGGCUGGAUCCGACGCAAACGAGACCGCCUAUAAAGCUGCUUUCAUGUGGCGACGACAACAAGAGCGUGGAGGAGCACACGUAGAGUUUACCCAAGAGGAUAUCGCUUCCAGUAUGCUCAAUCAAGCUCCUGGUGCUCCCCAACUUUCUAUCCUAUCCUUCAAAUCUGCCUUCCACGGCCGUCUCUUCGGCUCCCUUUCUACCACUCGCUCCAAGCCAAUUCACAAGCUCGAUAUUCCCGCUUUUGAUUGGCCUCAAGCUACUUUCCCUCUCUUCAAAUACCCUCUGGAAGAUCACGUUGCUGAGAACCAGAAGGCUGAAGCUGAGGCCCUGGCUGAUGUCGAGCGUCUCAUCACAACACACCACCUCCCACCUUGCGCCGUAGUCGUAGAGCCCAUUCAGAGCGAGGGAGGCGAUAACCACGCAUCACCAGCUUUCUUCCAAGGUCUCCGUGCAUUGACCAAGAAACACAAUGUCCUUUUCAUUGUUGACGAAGUACAAACUGGUGUUGGAGCAACUGGAAAAUUCUGGGCCCACGACCAUUGGAAUCUGGAUACCCCUCCGGACAUGGUAACAUUUAGUAAGAAGGCCCAGACCGCGGGAUACUACUUUGGAAACCCCGAGCUACGACCAAAUAAACCAUACCGUCAAUUCAACACCUGGAUGGGAGACCCAGCACGUGCCCUCCUCUUCCGUGCUAUCAUCAAGGAAAUUGAGCGUCUUGACCUGGUUUCUAACACUGCAAAGGUCGGAGAUUACCUAUUUUCCGGUAUUGAGAGUUUGGCGAAGAAAUACCCAGGCGAGAUUCAUAAUUUGAGAGGCAAAGGACAAGGAACAUUCAUUGCAUUUGACAGUCCACGACGAGAUGAAUUCUUGAAGAAGGCUAAGGGAUUUGGAGUUAAUAUUGGGGGUAGUGGAGAGAAGGCCGUGCGAUUGAGACCGAUGUUGAUCUUCCAAAAGCACCAUGCUGAUAUCUUGCUGGAGGCUUUGGAGAAGAUUGUUAAGUCGUGA
Molecule: messenger RNA, 2125 nt
Organism: Hymenoscyphus albidus
Lineage: Eukaryota; Fungi; Ascomycota; Leotiomycetes; Helotiales; Helotiaceae
Source: the annotation of a GenBank genome assembly